AAAGUCGUCGACGGAGGGCCAACGGUGCGGAUGAAAGUUUCGAGGCGAACUGGGAAGAGUUUUGAAAAGCGCAGGCGUGCAACGGUUUUUGGUUUUUUUUUUUUGGGGGGCUUGAGCUACGCUUCGUGGCGAGCGGUGAAUGGCAGCCGUUUUUUUUCGAGUGUGGUGGCUGAGUGGCAAACCAAACGCAUUUCGUGCAUAAUUUGUGGAAUUUUACACGUUGUAAAAUCAAUUUAGUUGUGCAAAUUCGAAUUUUUGCCUGCUUUCCGUUGGCUUUCAGCUUUGGCAACAGCUGACAUAUCAUGCAGCCACAUCAAGCGGGCAAGCAAUAAACAAAUACCAAUCCAAAAAACCAAGAAAAUAUUAAAAAAAAUUAUAAGUAACCACACAUUUGAAGAGGCAACAGCAAUUACAAGGCACUAAAACCGGAGGAAGAGUGAUCUCUCCGGGAUCAGGAUGUCGGCCGCCACGCACAUGGCCAUGCCGGCGCACGCCGUCGUCCCGCCGCCCGGCACUCCGCCUGUGCUGGGGGGCAGCGGGUGCUCCAAUCUCAGCCUGCCGUCGGGCAAGCGUGGCCACAAGCGCAGCGUUUCGCUGGAGAACAAUGCACCGCUCGCGCUGCGCAGCACUCCCAGCUUGGGCCAAUCCUCGCUGGGCUCGCCGCUGCUGCAGUUUGGCCAGGCGCAGGGGCAAGGACACGCGCAGGGCUUCCACACGGGCACUUUGAAGUCGCGCCAGGAGCAGCGCCGGCUGAGCCAGAAGUUCGGCAGUCACAGCAACUUGGAUGACGAGGGUGUGGGCAUUGGUGUGGGCAUGGGUGUGGGCAUGGGCAUGGGCAUGGGCCUGCAGAUGCGCAGCAAGUUCCAGAAUAUACGACAAAUGUUCGAGCUGAGUCGCAGCUGUGUGGGCGGCGGGGGCGGCGAUGGCAGAGGGGGCGCGGCCGAGGAGGAGGCCAUGCAAUCUCUGCCAGCAACAUUGCCGCAGCAGCAGCAACAUCAGCAACAUAAUCAGCAGCAGCAGCAGCAGAGGCGCACCACGCCCAUUGCCGGCGGAAGUCGCCACCAGCAACAGCAACAGCAACAAAUGGGCGAGGCGGAACAGACCAGCGGCAACUUUCUGCGACCCAUUGCCUUCAAGCCCAUUCCUUUCGAGCCGGACUACCGCAUCGCCUGCCAGCAGCAGCAGCAGCACCAGCAGCAGCUGCAGUUGCAACAACAGCAGCACCAACAGCAGCAGCAGCAGCAGCAGUUGCAGCUGCAACACCAACAGCAGCAGCAGCAGCAACAGCAGCAACAACAUCAUCAGCAUCAGCAGCAGCAGCAACAUCAGGCGCUGCAGCUGUCGACGGAGGGCGGCCAGGCGGGGGGCGGGGCCGAGCGGUACGGCUACGGAUCGACGCCGUCACUUGCCCCACUGCCCACCGCAUCGGCCCAGAAAUUUGGCAGCACCACUGACCUACGACACUUGGCCGCUCGGCGUCGAAAUCAUCGCCUGCUGCAGCGCUCCAGCAAUGAGGACUCCCUGACCCUUGACCUCUUGAGCACUGGCAGCCACGACAGACCCGAUGGGGCCAGCAGCAAGAGCAGCGGCACUGUGGUGGGCAGCAGCGACCUGACGCCCUCGCCCUCGGAUUCCGGGAUCUCGGAGCUGGAGGCGGCGCUGAAGGAUCGCGACUCGGAGCUCUCGUACCUGCGACAGGCCAUGGAGCACAAUGAGAAAGUAAUUUUCCAAGUUCAAAAGGACAAGGAGGUGUACUGGGAGCACGAGACGCAGCGACUGCGGCUCUUCUACGAGGGUCAGCAGCGGGAGUGCCAGCUGAAGCUGCGCAAGAUGGAGCAGCUGCUCGGACUGCAGCAGUUCCAGCUGAAGCAGCACAAGCUGCGCCAGUCGGAGCAGGUUAACCGGCUGCAGCAGCAGCUCGACUUGGCCAGGGACUCCAGCCAGGGACUGCAGCAGCAGGUGGACGCACUGCGUCACCAGCUGGAGGACAGCGAGUGGCGCGUCUGUGAGCGCAACGGGGAGAUAGCUUUACUCAAGACGCAGCUCAAGGAGGCGCAUCUGGAAAUCAACAUGAAGGAUCAUGCGAUUGUCAGCCUGAAGCACAGCAGCAACAGGAGCAGCAGCAACAGCAACAGCAGCAGCAGCAGCAUCAGCAACAAGUCCUGUGACACAAACACAAGCCAAAGUCAACCAAAGCAGCAGGCGAAGGAGGAGCAGCAGCAACAGCAGCCAGAGUUGCAGCAGCAACAGCAGCAGCAACAGAAACAGCAGCAGCAGCAGCAACAGCAGCAGCAACAGCAACAGCAGCAGCAGCAGCAACUGAAGCAACAAAAUCAGCCCGACCAGCAGCAGCUGCAGAAGAUCAUCACCCUGAAGGAUCAGGUGAUUGGAGCGCUGACCAGCGAGCUGGCCAAGUUGCGCAAGGAGCUCUCCGACCUGGCCAUUGCCCACGAGUACGGCGAGGAGCCCUGCGGCCGGUACACUCGCCUCAAGCAGCAGUUGGACAACCUGAACGAGAUCUGCCAGAAGACUCGCAAGUACACAACCACAUCCGCAUCCCCAGCAGCAACUGCAGUAGCAGCAGCACCACCACCACCAACUGCACCACCAGCAGCACAAGUGGCACCUAGCUGCGCCCAGGAGCUGCCCAAGCUGGAUGUGCUGGUGCAGCGACUGCAACUGGAUCAGGGACAGGGCACGCAGCAAACGCUGGACACGCUCAUCGAGGAGUCCACCACGUACGCGGAGGAUAUAGCCAAGCUGCGCCAGAAGCUGGACGACUUCCGCCUGAAUCUCGAGCUGGAGAAGCGUCAGUGGUGCGCCGAGAAGGACAAGGUGCUGGGCUACCAGAAGCAGCUGCAGGCCCACUAUAUCCACAUGUACCAGAAGCUGCGCUGCCUGGACAGCGCCGGAGCAGCGACUGGCCAGGUGGAGGCCACCAGUGGCAACUGAGUGGAGCUGGGAACUAGGGGCAAUGGUGCUAUCGUCGCUGGGGCAACAAACUUGGGAACCAAGUGGAAAACGGUCUUUAAACUGCACUUUCUUCCUUUCAACUGAUCAAAGUAAUAUUUUAAAAACAUAAAUGUAUCUGAAUACUAUUUAUAUAGCCAAAAGCAGGACUGAAAAUGCACUUCUGCUAUAAAAAACACUUCUAUAAGUUGUCUGCUCUUAAAUUAAAUGGUAAUGAAGUAAUGCUACUGAAAGCCAGUGAGUUGAAACAUUUUCCUUCCUUCGGCGAUAAAUAAUACACGAUUUUCGAUAUUACUAGAGUUGUACACAGAUGUACACAGAACUCUGAUGAAUAUUUAUACAAGAUAUGCAUAAUGAAUUUUUUGUUUUUAAUAUUUUACAAAUAUAUAUAUA
Drosophila teissieri is the source of this 3363-nucleotide messenger RNA. Its product is annotated as mediator of RNA polymerase II transcription subunit 15. Bases 457 to 2952 code for a protein of 831 amino acids. Lineage: Eukaryota; Metazoa; Arthropoda; Insecta; Diptera; Drosophilidae. The record is from RefSeq and is a predicted model, not a curated record. The transcript is spliced from 7 exons.